Megalobrama amblycephala (Wuchang bream) is the source of this 3373-nucleotide messenger RNA. RefSeq names its product potassium voltage-gated channel, delayed-rectifier, subfamily S, member 3a (gene kcns3a). Gene Ontology annotation, cellular component: voltage-gated potassium channel complex; membrane. Gene Ontology annotation, molecular function: protein binding; voltage-gated potassium channel activity. The transcript is spliced from 3 exons. Lineage: Eukaryota; Metazoa; Chordata; Actinopteri; Cypriniformes; Xenocyprididae. The coding region runs from base 1288 to 2796 and encodes 502 amino acids. The record is from RefSeq and is a predicted model, not a curated record. Gene Ontology annotation, biological process: protein homooligomerization; potassium ion transmembrane transport.
UGCAAAUUUAAUUUUAGGCAUUGAAACUUUUACAGAAUAAUAAUGAAUUAGGAAUCGCUUACUAUUAACAAUUUUAAAAUAUCUUUCUGUGGUAGAAAUGGUGAGAGUACUAUGCUGUCUCUCCUGCCUGAUCGUCAUCUUGUACUGUAUGUCACGCAAUGCUGCCCUCUACAGUCGGUCCUGAGUUCUGACGCUUGAGUUUUGUCGCCGAGCAUAAGUAACGACAUUGUUUAUUGGACAACAAUAGUUUAUUUGUCCUUGUAAUUGAGUAACCUAGUUGGUGGCAUUGAAAAAUUUAAAAACACAUAUUUAAAGAGCAAUAUUAAAGAGGCGUCUGCGUGUACUCGUGACGGCCUCUAGAGGGCAUCAUCUGUCAAUUCUUCUCUACACGUGCGACAGGUGCUGCGAGAGGGAGAAAAUUACCUGUUUGUGAGGAAAGUGAACGUGUUGACAAAUCACACGCUUUUUACAUAGUAAAAUGACUCAACACUUCUUAAACUAACUGCAGCAUGUCCAUUCUCUUAUCCAUUUGUGUUGUUAUUAUUUUCAAAUCUCAAAAUUACACACUUGAUGCUCAUCAAAACAGCGAGAUCACGAUUGAUCCUUUCCCCUCAAACUUUUCUGUAUAGCUUUUAUUUUCUUCAAACGAACCUCUGUUGUCUUUCUCAUUAAACUCGAGGGAUCUUUAAUCUCAGUCUUUUAUUAGUUUUCUAAUCCUUUUAUCUGCCCUUCACGGGUGGUCGAAGUAUCUGUCUCUAGCCUUGCUUUCAUCCCUCUGUGCUCCCAUUAGUUUUCACUAGUUAUCGUUGUCCCUCCCGUUUCACCUCUAAUGCUUAAGGGGAAAAGCCGCACUGUGGAGCUUGAGAGGCGCGUCCUCAAACGCAAAGCGCAAGCGCGCACUAGUUGCCACAGGCCAGUGACGCACGGACGCGCAGCUGCCCCGAGGCACCGCGAGUGCAUUAGCGGCACACUAUGUGCCAACUGUCCCACCUGACACAGUCCGCUGCGGGACAUGGGGCAAAUACUGCGUACGAGCGCACACCGGGCAAGGCUUGACCAAGGAAGGCGCUGGAGGAUGGCAAUAUCUACACCAAACGUCUUUGCAGUCCAUUGAUGCCAUACGAAAAUAAAGAAAAGAGUUGAGUACAGUACAAUAGACUAUGGCGAGAAGUGCUGAAAAAAAGAUACCGUUUUUGGGCAUGGAGCCAUAGCUGAUCACUCUUAGUCUCUCUCCAAACCUGCUAAGCCCAACUGUCCCACUUACUCCUUCAUGUUCUGGCAUCCAUCAUGCUGUAUGGGCAGGUCCUGCACCGCCGAGGGCCAGAGGAGAGCUUCAUCAACCUCAACGUUGGCGGCUUUAAGCAGCAAGUGGAACGGGUGGUCCUUCAACGCUUCCCUCACACUCGACUGGCCCGACUGCUCUACUGCAGCUCAGAGGCCGCUAUUCUCCAGCUUUGCGACGACUACGCCGCGGCCGACCGCGAGUAUUAUUUCGAUCGUAAUCCAUGUUUUUUCCGCUACGUGCUGAACUUCUACCAUACUGGAAAGAUCCACCUGAUGGAACAGUUGUGUGUGUUUAGUUUUAGCCAGGAGUUGGAAUACUGGGGCAUCAAGGAGCUUCACCUGGACGCUUGCUGCAGCAACAGAUUUCAAGAACAGAAAGAAUUCGUUGGAGAUUCCGACUGGGGAAAUGAUGAUGACGCACAGAACCAGCUGCCGGACAGCUUAGACUCGUCCAUGGAGGAGCUAUCAGCAUAUGACAAAGACCUGGAAAUGUUCGAGGGCACUUGGUGCUCCGAAAAGCGCAAGCAACUCUGGUUGCGACUGGAAAACCCUGGAUACUCGUGCACUGCGAAAAUAAUAGCGGUGUUUUCCCUGAGUGUGGUACUGAUAAGUAUCGCCGCCAUGUGCGUUCAUAGCAUGCCUGAGUUCCACAAGAUGGAUGAUAAUGACAAGGAGGUGGAGGACCCAGUGUUGGCUGGAUUCGAGACUUUUUGCGUCCUCUGGUUCUCCAUCGAGUUCAUCCUACGAUUAGCUGUCACACCAUGUUUGCGCAAAUUCCUGUGCAAUGCGCUAAACAUCAUUGACUUUGCCUCUAUUGUUCCGUUUUACGCAACGUUGGCCUUCGAAACCGUCUAUGCUGAGGAAAGCGAGGAGCUUGUGAACAUGGGAAGGGUUGUGCAGAUCCUGCGCCUCAUGCGAAUCUUUCGCAUCCUCAAACUGGCGCGGCAUUCGGUGGGGCUGCGUUCGCUCGGGGCGACUCUCCGUCACAGCUACCACGAGGUCGGACUCCUCAUCCUCUUUCUCUCUGUGGGAAUCUCUAUUUUCUCAGUGCUCAUAUAUUUUGUAGAGAAAGAGGAUGAGGAGUCGGAAAUACAGACCAUACCGGUGGGCUGGUGGUGGGCGACGAUCAGCAUGACCACAGUGGGAUAUGGCGACACGUAUCCUGUCACGCUGGCUGGGAAACUCGUCGCCACCUUGUGCAUCAUCUGCGGUCUGCUUGUAGUCGCCCUUCCUAUUUCCAUCAUCUUCAACAAGUUCUCCAAGUACUAUCAGAGACAGAAAGCCCUGGUGGAGUCCGACCAGCUCCAGCCAGACGAUGAAAAACAGCCACAUCUCAGCAUGCCUUUUCUUCAUAUAGGAGACCUCUACGGCCAAAAGAUAAAUUCUCUGGCGCGCAGCGCAUCCUCCAAGAGUAGCGUAGGGAGCGAGGGAGACUCCACUGAUGCUUCCAGCAUUCAAGAUGUUGAAAUUGCCUGCCCUGCUGGGAUGCCACAGGCUGACAAAGCGACAUAAAAGCCAAUAUGCACAACCCCAAAUGAACGGAGUGAGAAGAAACGAGAAGAAACUUACUCCGUCAGAUCUGUAGCACAUGUCGAGGAAAGACUCUCGUUUCUUACUGGGAAACUCCUGGACUUUCUAUCAACAGCACUUUUUCUCUUUAGUUCUCAGGGUGAAAAUGUCUCAAGCUUUCCAUUAUUUAUGGAUCAGAACCUGUUAUGGAACCUGUAUCUUAACAACAGCCCAGUGCUAACAGUAGCAUUGAUGCUCUAUACCCAAUUAAUAGCACUGAUUGACAGGUGUUUUUUUUUAUCCUUUGGGCAAGCUGUGCAUUUAAUUACAAGACUUUUUGCAGUGCCUGUGGGAAAAGAACUAUGCUUAAAUGUUUUAUAGGCAGUGACAGCAUCUAAAAUGCUGGACUUCAGAUGGCAUGUUGGUGUACACCGUCCUCCCUAAUGUGUCCAUCAGAGAGGGAAGGACGGAAAGAUUGCAUGCAUAUUUCAACGAGAGAGGGGAGAGGCCACAAGAGAAAAGAGGAGAGAAGAAAGCAGGGAAGAGAUGUUACAGUUGAAUAAAGUGUUGAUGUAAAGCA